AUGAUUACAUGCGUGCCUUGUGUUGUUUUCUCCAAUGGUCACCUUUUUUUUUCUAUUUUUUUUUUUUUCUCUUUUCUUUUGCUCAAUGAAGGUGUUUUUUAUUUUUUUGUAUUUUUUCCUUUUUUUUUUUGCGUGUGCCGUUGUUCAGGCAUCAUGGAAGAGGCAGGAGGCGGUAGGCCCACAGGUCCAUCCGCGACGAAACGGAAUGACGCCACGCUGUCGGUACCGCGUGGUGCCGGCAUCACACUAGUGGAGUCGCUGCGGCGCCGGCAGGUGCAGGCGGAGUUGCAGCUGCGUGAAACGGAGGAUCGAUUUCGCCGUGACUGUGCCAGGCAGGAGCAGGAGUUGGAUCUGCUGCGUAUUGAGAAUAGUAAGUACAAGGCAAAAAUCGAAGAGUUACGCAUGGCACAGACGGCGCCGCGGGAAACGUCGAUGUACACGUUUGCUCGCGGCGGGGAGUCCAACCUGCUUCGAGCAUCCUCGCAUAAGUACUGCAUGGCGCGCGAGGCGGUUGAAAAGGCCCGAGAGGUAUUAAGUGAAAUCAAGGCGAGGGUCGUUGCUUUGCGACAGCGCAUUCACGACAUGCAGCGACAAUGUGGCAAUGCUCGCUCGCGUGUGGAUCAUUCCAACAGGCAAUCACGUCGCAGCUGCAUUGAAAUUGAGCUGCAGACGCGGGCCUCGCGUUUACAACUCCGUGGGCUUGAAGCCCAUGUUGAGUUUGAGACGGAUCGGCGGUCGGGUAUCAUCGAAGAGGUGAAGGCCCUGCGGAGAGAUAUUGACGUGCUGCUGACGGCGCAGAGACGCGGUGACGAAAUCUUCCAGGAGCGCGAGAAUGAGAUGCUGGAGAUUAUGAAGGAAACUUCCUUUCUUAUUGAAGUGUGCAACGUUCUCUGUGAGGAACGCGAUGCUUAUCGGCAGCAACUAAUAGAACUUCAGCGGGCAUCCGAGGCAGAUCACGAGGCCUAUGAAAAUGCAUUUAGCGAUCUAGUUGGGGUAGAGGAGCGUGAUAAGGUGCUGAAGGCGAAACUGCGUGAAGGCGUCGCCAAAUUGGAGGAUGAAUUGCGGAGUGUCACCCGGGAGCGAGAGGCUGCGGAGCGUCUCGUACGCGAGGAUGAAGCCGCCAGUCGCGCGAUCAGACAUGGAGAAAAUGGGAACGAUGAUGACAGUGAGCCAGAGAACAAUGAUCUUUCGCGCCAGGUGGCGGAGUUUGAACGUUACAUUGGUCGGCUUGCGGAAAUGGCCGGCUCUGAGAGUCUUCCCGACAUAGAGCGUUACAUAUGUGAGGGUGGGGAGGAGCGGUUUCAGCUGUACUCUUUGCUCCACCGCACGCAGGAUGAUUUGGCAGCUCUUGAAAAGGAGAAGGAGGCGCUCCAAGAGGCGCGGUGGAUUGCGACAGAAGGCUCGGAGGUCGAACACCACGCUCGUGAGGAGCUGGAGGAGCUGCAGGCAAAACUGCGUCAGAUACAAAUCGAUACCCUUGACCACGAGCAGCAGGCGGAGUGUGUGAGGGCACAAAUUGAUGCCAGCCUACCGGACGUGCAGUCCAUCUUUGACGCGCUGGGAUGCGAUGAUAGCAUGAUCAUCGCUCAGCACGGCGUGUCGGUACUUUCCCGCGGCACGGUGAAGCUUUUCCUUGCCUCUAUUGAGCAACGGCUGGAGGAGUACGUGGCAGCCUGGAUGCAGCGACAGCAACCGUCGCACGUUCUAUCUCCAACUGUGGGUUAUAACGCGUCGGGCUUUGGAAUCACGGCACAAAUGGAGACAUCAAAGACGAUGCCAGCAGCGUCGCCACAUGUGCUUCCGUCCACGAACGAACCGGAGGCGAUGGAACACGAAAAGGGUGUCACGGGGGAGUUACUUCGCAGUGAAUGGGCGCAUGUGUUGGUGAAGGGGCAAGUAGAGAAUGGGGGUAUAGACGUCAACGAUGCAGGGGGCACACGUGACAUCAAACUGUCGGUUUAG
Trypanosoma cruzi is the source of this 1962-nucleotide messenger RNA. RefSeq lists its product as uncharacterized. The record is from RefSeq and is a predicted model, not a curated record. The coding region runs from base 1 to 1962 and encodes 653 amino acids. The transcript has a single exon. NCBI's taxonomy places the organism in Eukaryota, Euglenozoa, Kinetoplastea, Trypanosomatida, Trypanosomatidae.